This is a messenger RNA of Cebus imitator (Panamanian white-faced capuchin), 1717 nucleotides long. Its product is annotated as olfactory receptor 4K15. Gene Ontology annotation, biological process: G protein-coupled receptor signaling pathway. The transcript has 5 exons. The record is from RefSeq and is a predicted model, not a curated record. Gene Ontology annotation, cellular component: membrane. Gene Ontology annotation, molecular function: olfactory receptor activity; G protein-coupled receptor activity. Lineage: Eukaryota; Metazoa; Chordata; Mammalia; Primates; Cebidae. The coding region runs from base 595 to 1569 and encodes 324 amino acids.
GACUGAAGUCUGGAAAGACAUGAGUUCUCUAUCUUUGUCCCUCAUCCAAUGGCUCCCAGUGAAUUUUGUUUUCCUGGACUGGAGAAUUAUAACAUUUGGGAGAGGGAAUUCUACUCUUUUUUGAGGAAAAACAGAGAACCUGGGACAACUCCCUACUGCUCCCAAUGCUCCUCUAGCUGCCUAAGACUUAGAUUAAGAUACAGCAUCCAGACCUGUCUCACCUCCUUGAAGACAACUCGCUACACACUCCCUGAAUACACUUCUGUCUUACUUAGAAGUAAAUUCUUUAUGACUUAUCUCCUCAAGGAUUUGUCUGUUUUCUUAGGAGAGGUGGAAGUAACAACUGAAUUUUUCCCAAGCAUUAAUGACUGUAGGUUAUAGGAUAUCUCCACACUUUCUAUUUCAUCUUAGUCUAGCCCAAGAAGAGAAUAAGCAAUUUGCAGUUAUGAUCUAAGAAGACAUUAGUAUCAAAAAUUGCAAGUGAUUAGAAAUUGGUAAAAUAAAAGACAUCUUCUACCAAGACCUGCUUAAGAUGUGGAGAAAGAUUCUUCAAAAUCAGAUAAUGUAACUGGAACUAAGUCCCUUCCAAAAUCAAUGAAUGAGACAAAUUAUUCUCGGGUAACAGAAUUUGUGUUGCUGGGACUGUCUAGUUCAAGGGAGCUCCAACCUUUCUUGUUUCUGAUAUUUUCACUACUUUAUCUAGCAAUUCUGCUGGGCAACUUUCUCAUCAUCCUCACUGUGACCUCAGAUUCCCGCCUUCACACCCCUAUGUACUUUCUGCUUGCAAACCUCUCAUUUAUAGAUGUAUGUGUUGCCUCUUUCGCUACCCCUAAGAUGAUUGCAGACUUUCUGGUUGAGUGUAAGACUAUUUCUUUUGAUGCCUGCUUGGCCCAGAUUUUCUUUGUUCAUCUUUUCACUGGCAGUGAAAUGGUGCUCCUAGUUUCCAUGGCCUAUGACCGCUACGUUGCCAUAUGCAAACCUCUCCACUACAUGACAAUAAUGAGCCGCCGUGUAUGUGUUGUGCUCGUCCUCAUUUCCUGGUUUGUGGGCUUCAUCCAUACUACCAGCCAGUUGGCGUUCACUGUUAACCUGCCAUUCUGUGGUCCUAAUAAGGUAGAUAGUUUUUUCUGUGACCUUCCUCUAGUGACCAAGUUAGCCUGCAUAGACACUUAUAUUGUCAGCCUACUAAUAGUUGCCGACAGUGGCUUUCUCUCUCUGAGUUCCUUUCUACUCUUGGUUGUCUCCUACACGGUAAUACUUGUUACAGUUAGGACUCGCUCCUCUGCAAGCAUGGCAAAGGCCCGCUCCACGUUGACUGCUCACAUCACUGUGGUCAGUUUAUUCUUUGGACCAUGCAUUUUCAUCUACGUGUGGCCCUUCAGCAGUUACUCAAUUGACAAAGUCCUUGCUGUAUUCUACACCAUUUUCACGCCUAUUUUAAACCCUGUAAUCUACACGCUAAGGAACAAAGAAGUGAAGUCAGCUAUGUCAAAACUGAAGAGUCGGUAUCUGAAGCCUGGUCAGGUUUCUGUAGUCAUAAGAAAUGUUCUUUUCUUAGAAACAAAGUAAACUUAUGAGAAUGUUACCACUUUAGCCCUGUCUCUAUAUGCUUACAAGUGGAUUCACUGUAAUGUUAAAGCAAUUCAACUUGGCCAAUUGGAAAGUUCUGUUGAUUGAUUAAAUUAAACUGUAAUGAUAAUAAAAAUUCAUAAAAUAA